AUGGCGCCUCCGACCACGUAUGACGACGAUGACUUCGUCGACCAGUAUGACGACAUUGAGGAAGAGGACGAAAUGAGUGCCGAGGACAAGGUUGCGAUGCAGCAGGGGACCGCAGAAGUACAGAAAGCUCUUGGGACGGAAGCAAGCAAAGUCACAGUUGCGCAAAUACAAGAGGCUCUAUGGCAUUACUACUACGACAUCGAUAAAUCUGUCACCUACCUGACAAAGACCUUUAUUGCGCCAGCUCCAAAAGCAGCUCCCAAACCAGCGCCGAAGAAGGCACCUGAAGCGUUCUUCGACGACAUGCCAUGGCUAGAGAUACCGAAAGCACGAGAAGCCGUAUUUAUUGAGCCACCACGCUCUGUUGGAGGGCUCUUGGGAGGCAGCAGUUCCGCCCCUAAGAUGUCCAAGCUCCAAGCACUGGCUGCGCUUCGCAAGAAAAAGGCCGAAGAGAAGAAGGAUCAAGAAAGAACCACUCCGCCAGAAGACGAAGUGUCGAAGCUUUCGAUUUCCGAUAAGGAGCCGGUAGUGAGCCAUAGCCAUGCUCCUUCUGCAUUCGCGCGCACACUGUUCGGCUCGGCUCUGGAGGCGGACCAAACGCAGAGGCGUCAUGUUUUUGCCAUGCCAUACACCCAGUCUUCCUCUUUCCUAGCCAACGCCUUCUCGGAGCCCAGUCCAGACGAUAUUGUGCUCGCAGCUCAGGCGAAAGCGGGAAAGAAAACUCCAGCCACACCGAAAACCACGAAGAAAUCACAAAAGAACGAGGAAGCCGCCAAAGAGGGCGGGCUUGCGAGCAGCGUCUCAAGCCUCAAGAUUAACGACGGGCCGCCACCUAAUAGCAAAGGCCUCGACGUUAUCAAGGAAUUUGAACAAAAUGCUAGCAAGAGGAAUGCUAGUUUCGUAGUCGUUGGACACGUCGAUGCUGGCAAGAGUACAUUAAUGGGCCGACUUCUUCUGGAGCUGAAGCUUGUUGAGGAGCGCACAGUCGACAAAUACCGCCGACAAGGUGAAAAGAUUGGAAAGCAAUCUUUCGCGUUGGCAUGGGUCAUGGACCAGCGAAGUGAAGAACGAGACCGAGGAGUGACGAUAGACAUCGCCACCAAUCACUUCGAGACCGAGUCAACAAAGUUUACAAUUCUAGAUGCUCCGGGCCAUCGAGACUUUGUGCCCAAUAUGAUUGCUGGCGCUAGUCAGGCAGACUUUGCAAUCCUUGUUAUCGAUGCCAACACUGGAGCUUACGAGAAGGGUUUGAAAGGCCAAACACGAGAGCAUGUUCUGCUUCUACGGAGUUUAGGUGUUCAACAGCUAAUCGUUGCUGUAAAUAAACUCGACAUGGUCGGGUGGUCCCAGGAUCGUUUCCAAGAAAUUUUAGAGGAAGUUUCUGGGUUUUUGACUGGCCUCGGGUUUCAAGACAAGCAUGUCACGUUUAUUCCCAUAUCAGGGCUGAACGGAGACAACAUUGUCAAGAGAACAGAGGAUGCUGCUGGACUCUGGUAUAAAGGACCUACUCUAAUAGAGGGCUUGGAAGCAUCUGGGCCGUCAACCGCACGAGCUCUAAAGAAACCCUUCCGGAUGGCGAUUUCUGAGAUUUUCCGCUCGCAGCAGGGAACUACGACUCUUGCUGGCCGUAUAGACUCUGGCACCAUCCAAAUUGGAGAUCCUGUGCUAGUGCAGCCAAGCGGAGAGUCGGCGUACAUCAAAUCUAUAAUGCUUGAUACCGAGGCCAAGGACUGGGCGGUGGCUGGACAGAAUGUCAGCGUUGCUUUGACGAACAUCGAUCCCAUUCAUAUCAAAAUCGGCGACAUCAUCUGCCACACAACGGAUCCCAUCGCUGUUGGCGAUACAUUUACCAUGAAGGCCAUGGCAUUUGAGCAUCUGAUGCCGAUGCCAGUGGAUCUUCACCGCGGCAGACUCCACGCAGCAGGCCAGAUUCAAUCCAUAGCGGCUACUCUCGACAAGGCCACUGGUGAAGUAGUCAAGAAGAAGCCCAAGGUUGUACAGCCCGGAGGUGUGGCUCGGAUUUUGAUCAAGCUGGAGGCAAAGGUUCCCUUGGAGGCCGGACAACGGGUUGUUAUACGAAGCGGAGGUGAAACCAUAGCCGCUGGCUUAUUAGAGUAA
Trichoderma atroviride IMI 206040 is the source of this 2118-nucleotide messenger RNA. NCBI's taxonomy places the organism in Eukaryota, Fungi, Ascomycota, Sordariomycetes, Hypocreales, Hypocreaceae. The record is from RefSeq and is a predicted model, not a curated record.